AUGCAUGCCAAUCUAUGUCGUGUCGUAAUAAAAUCGUUCGACGAGAGAUGGAAUCACACCGAACUCGGAAUCGGGAAGGCACGAGAGCCGAAAAGAGCAGAAGCAUGCGAUCACCAUCAUCAUCGUCUUUAUCGUUCUUCGAGGUGCACGAAUGCUCAGCAGGCGGUGUGUGAAUCAUGGCUGCUAGGCAAAUCCUCUAUCGUGCACCAACACCACGACAAAGGGAGAUCGCGAAAAAGGGGCGGAUCAUUUGCCGGAGCCAUUACCAAUACCGGUGCAAUAACGAUGAUGGUAAUGGAUUCGGUGAGGCAGAAAAAAAAGCGAACGAUGGGCUGGUACCUGGAACCAUCAUUAGUGGGACCCGAAAACUUGCUGAGCAUGGAAAUCUCGAAAAAAAAGUGCACGAAUGCUCAGCAGGCGGUGUGUGAAUCAUGGCUGCUAGGCAAAUCCUCUAUCGUGCACCAACACCACGACAAAGGGAGAUCGCGAAAAAGGGGCGGAUCAUUUGCCGGGGCCAUUACCAAUACCGGUGCAAUAACGAUGAUGGUAAUGGAUUCGGUGAGGCAGAAAAAAAAGCGAACGAUGGGCUGGUACCUGGAACCAUCAUUAGUGGGACCCGAAAACUUGCUGAGCAUGGAAAUCUCGAAAAAAAAGAUCCACACCGUGAACGAGAUGUCGGCCGCCGAAAGGAAAUUGCGGGGUCUAAAAAACCGCAAACGCAGCAUCACGACUUCCUUCGCUGGGAUUGUUAACUUCGUCAACGAGUUUCAACAAGAACGCGAUGCAGUCGAGGUUCCAGUCAGGCUGGAAAAUCUUGUUGAACUUUGGAAGGAGUUCAAUGCCGUUCAGCAGGAGCUCGAGACAAUGGAGGAUUCUGGAGACGACAAAACAUUGCAGGAGUAUCUCAAGGAGCGCACGGAUUUUGAGAGGAACUACUACCGGAUCAAAGUUUCCACUAAGCCUUCUACGUCGCAACAACCUAGUUUCCCAGCCAAGAAGCCAGCUUUUCCACGAGUUAGCAAUUAUGGUAGUGUACAGAAUAGUGGAUUUCAACGCAAUUGUUUCGUCUGCUCUGGUCAGCACAACAUUUAUCAAUGUGCUUCAUUCAACAAUAUGUCCGUCGAUGAAAGGGAAAAUGUUGUCCGCCGUAAUCAAUUAUGUCGAAAUUGUUUGCGCCGUGGGCACUUAGCCAAAACUUGUUCCUCUGAGUCUAGUUGUCGCAAUUGUAAUAGUCGUCACCAUACCAAACUCUGUUCGCCUCAAAGGUUCGAAAAUAAACCAGCUCAAAACAUUAGAUCAAACAAACCUAGUCCACCCAUUCCGAAACCUGAUAACCCAGCAUCUGAAACUUCCGCUGCCCAUUCUGGAGUCACUAGCUGCAGUUCACAAGGUUCAACCUCUCGUAAAGUCCUUCUUGCUACUGCGGUCAUUUUAAUGGUUGAUGAUACCGGAAACGAAUACCCCGUCCGUGCAUUAUUGGAUUCUGGAAGCGAGUGUUGCUUCAUAGCCGAGCGUGUUAGUCAGCGUAUGAAGGUGCAGCGGAAUAGAGUGGAUGUUCCUAUUGCAGGCAUAGGACAGUCGUCAACAAGUGUUCGUUCAAAACUCCGCUCGACGUUCAAGUCGCGGAUUUCAAGCUUCAAGGCCACCGUUGAUCUAUUCGUUUUGCCAAAGGUUACCGUAGACUUGCCGACUAUUUCCAUAGACGCCUCCGCAUGGGAAAUACCUACAGGAAUUCAACUAGCCGACCCUGCCUUUUACGAAUCAGCUAAAAUCGAUGUGGUGCUUGGUGCAGAUGUCUUCUUUGACCUCUUCAACGUUCCUGGACGAAUUUCUAUGGGUGAUUCUAUGCCGCAUCUGGUGAAUUCUGUGUUCGGUUGGAUUAUCUCGGGAAAAGUUCCUGAAAGGAAGGUUAACGCUCCUCUAAUUUGCAAUGUAGCAACUACAGCUGAUUUACAUCGAGAUAUGGAAAGAUUUUGGCUCCUCGAAACUGAUGAUUCUCCUGCUUAUUCGCCCGAUGAAAUGUUAUGCGAAAAAUUAUUCGUCGAAUCGGUUUCACGUUCACCCAGCGGUCGCUACAUGGUUCGCUUACCUAUGAAGCAAGACGUUUUGAAAAAUUUAUGCGAUAAUCGGAGAACUGCUUUGCAUCGAUUUCGUCUUCUAGAAGGUCGCCUCAAACGAAGUCCUCAACUAGCAAUUCAGUAUCGUGAAUUCAUGGACGAUUAUAUCAACCUGGGGCACAUGAAACAAAUAGAUGAUUCCUCAAUCGAUCACCAACCGUCUUUCUUUCUUCCUCACCACCCAGUGGUUCGAGAACAAAGUAGCACAACAAAACUAAGAGUCGUAUUCGACGCCUCUUGUAAGAGCUCAUCAGGUAUUUCUUUGAACGAUGCUAUGCUGGUCGGUCCGACCAUUCAGGAUGACCUUAGGUCAAUUAUUUUGCGAUCUCGAAUUCAUCCCAUUUUGAUUGUUGCCGAUGUUGCCAAAAUGUUCCGGCAAAUUGAAAUCCAUCCAAACGACACACCUCUUCAGAGAAUUUUCUGGCGGUCAGAUCCCGAACAAGAAGUUCAAAUCUUCGAAUUAAAAACCGUAACAUACGGUACUGCUGCAGCACCUUUUCUCGCUACUCGAGUUUUGCAGCAGAUGGCUCACGACGAGAGUAAAAAUUAUCCAAUCGCGUCCAAGGCGACUUGUCGAGACAUUUAUAUGGACGAUCUCAUUUCUGGUACAAAAACAGUCAACGAAGCAAUCGAGCUUAUUACGCAGUUAGAAGGCAUGUUUUCCUCAGCAGGCAUGGAGCUACGCAAGUAUGCAAGCAAUUACCAGGAAGUCCUGGAACAGCUACCUGAAUCAAAAAGAGCUCUCCAGUCGACAGUAGAUUUUGAUAAGGAUCAAACAAUAAAAACGUUAGGCCUGCACUGGGAAACCAACACCGACCGUUUGAAAUAUGUUAUUCUUGAUUCACAAACUGAAAUCACCUCAACGAUUACAAAAAGAACAACACUUUCUUGUAUCGCGAAAUUAUUCGACCCUCUAGGGUUACUAGGGCCCGUUGUGGUAACGGCCAAGUUUUUUAUGCAAGCUCUCUGGAGUUUGAAAGAAGACGACAAACUUUGGGACUGGGAUCGUGAACUCCCAGAAGAUAUGCAGAUUUACUGGAAAUCAUUUGUCGCUGAGCUUCCGCUUCUGAAUCAGCUUAGAAUCGAUCGAUUCGUUAUGCUUCCGAACACUGUCGACUUCGAAUUACACUUUUUCUCCGAUGCGUCGGAAAAUGGAUACGGUUCCUGCGUUUACGUUCGGUCAACCAACUCAAAGGGCGAAAUCAAAACAGCACUACUUACAUCGUCUUCCAAGGUGGCACCUUUGAAGAAGCAGAGCAUCGCACGUCUAGAGCUUUGUGGAGCACUCUCGUCGGCUAAGUUGUACAGCAAGGUUUCGAAGUCACUCAGGGUUCCAGCAAAGGCAUUUUUCUGGGUGGACUCUACAACGGUUUUGAGCUGGUUGGCAGCAACACCUUCGUCAUGGUCGACCUUUGUAGGGAACAGGGUUUCGAAAAUACAAACAGCGACAGAGAAAUGCGACUGGAACUUCAUAGCUGGAGUUGAAAACCCGGCGGACAUAAUAUCCAGAGGACUUCCCGCAAACAAACUACUCGACAGCAGACUAUGGUGGGAGGGUCCGCAUUGGCUCGCUCAGGAGAGGAGUUUCUGGCCAGUGAAUGCUGCACAAUUUGAGCUUACGGAAGAGGCUGCUCAUGAGCGCAAAAGAAGCGCGUUAACGUCAGCUGCACUUGCACCUACAUUUGUGGACACGUACAUCGCCAAUUUCUCCAACUAUCAGCACAUGUUGAGAAUGACUGCUUAUUGGAGGAGGUAUUUCACCAAUCGUCGUUUGCCGAAGUCUGAAAGGGUCGUAUCUCAACCACUUACAACAGAAGAAAUCCUUGGAGCUGAGAAUGUUUUGAUUCAGCUUGUUCAGCGAAAUAGUUUUCCCGAAGAAUGGAAGGAUUUGGAAAAUCAACGACCAGUUUCGAACAAAUCUCAACUUCGUUGGUUCAACCCAAUUAUUGCCACAGAUAAGGUUCUUCGAAUUGGCGGUAGGUUGGGAAAGUCGGCUCAAUCGUACGCAUCGCAACACCAAAUAAUAUUGCCAAAAUCUCACGCUUUCGUCACACUUCUGGUACGAUCUUAUCAUGAACGUUUAUUGCACGCCGCAACCCAAUUACUCACUAACACACUUCGUUUACGUUUCUGGAUUCUCGGUGGUCGAACCACACCAAGGCUCAUAGUUCACUCCUGCGUAGUUUGUUUUCGAGCCAAGCCGAAAGCCAUACAGCAGCUUAUGGCUGAUUUGCCAUCGCCACGCGUAAAACCAUCAAGACCAUUUUCUAUCACCGGUGUAGAUUUCUGGGGACCAAUAUACCUAAAACCUCGUCACCGUCGUGAUGCACCUAUUAAGGCUUAUGUGUGCGUUUUUGUUUGCUUUAGCACUAAGGCCGUCCACCUCGAGAUUGUAACGAACCUUAGCACAGCAAAAUUUCUCCAAGCUCUCCGUCGAUUUGUUGGACGUCGAGGCUUGUGUUCUGAUAUUUUCUCCGAUAAUGGGACGAAUUUCACUGGAGCUAAUAAUGAAAUUCGUCGCCUUCUAAAAACCAAAGAUUUUCGACAUUCUGUUGCUCGCGAAUGCUCCGAUAACGGAAUUCGCUGGCAUUUCAACCCACCCAGAGCUUCGCACUUCGGUGGACUUUGGGAGGCUGCCAUCGCAUCAGCCCAGAAACAUUUUGUUCGAGUUGUGGGGGACCGAAAAUUAGAAUUUGACGACAUGGAGACCCUGUUAGUUCAGAUUGAGUGUUGCCUGAACUCGCGUCCGCUCACCGAACUCACAAACGAUCCUACGGAUUCACGGCCGUUAACGCCCGGCCAUUUUUUGAUCGGCGAGGAACUGAAAUCUGUUCCCGACGAAAAUUGCCUCAACAUUCCAUUCAACCGGCUUCCACAAUGGCAGCAAAUCCAGAAAAUGCAGCAGGAGAUAUGGAAUCGCUGGAAUCUGGAGUAUCUACACACGCUCCAAUCUCGUACCAAAUGGUUCAAACCUCCCGUGGAGCUGAAAAAGGACCAGCUCGUUGUCCUUAUCGACGAGAAUCAACCGCCAAUGCGCUGGGCAAUGGCACGAAUCGUCGAUUUACACCCUGGUUCCGAUGGAGUAGUUCGAGUCGUAUCACUACAGACACCCACCGGAAAAACAACCCGUUCAACAUCGAAAAUAUGUGUUCUUCCUAUUCCAUCGCCGUCCGAAGAACAAAAUUCAUCAAAAUUUUCCGAAUCACAGUAA
Molecule: messenger RNA, 5328 nt
Organism: Uranotaenia lowii
Lineage: Eukaryota; Metazoa; Arthropoda; Insecta; Diptera; Culicidae
Exons: 7
Coding region: 1-5328 (1775 amino acids)
Biological process (GO): DNA integration
Molecular function (GO): nucleic acid binding
Source: RefSeq, a predicted model, not a curated record